AUGGCACUGACACGACUCUUCAACGAAGUCCUCUUCUCCGGGGAGCUACCGUCAGAUUGGGGUGUUUCGCUGCUUGCACUUCUCCCCAAGACGAAGUGGCCGGCUGGAGUUUCCGAACUUAGGCCCAUAGCUAUGUCGUCGGCGGCCAUGAAAGCUAUGUCGCGCAUCAUCAUGGCGCGCUCGUUUGACGCCAUCAGACACCCGUCACCUUGGUCGUGCGCUGGCCGUGGAAGAGGAUGUGCUGAUAUGCAUGGCGCAAUGGGUCGUUUACGAGAUAUGACACGUGAGUGGAGAUUGGGUGUUCUCGCUGUCAAGCUCGACAUUAAGGGUGCUUUUGACAACAUUAGCCGUGCCGCAGUUGCCGACUACCUGACUCAAAAGGUCAAAGAGCCGUUCGAGCUACGCUUCCUCCUGCAGUUGUUGGCGGACAAUGUCCUUGUGGGGUGUGCACCUGGGGGGGCCUCUGUGCAUCUUCAGAGUAACCGUGGUAUCCGCCAGGGCUCUCCCGAGUCUGCUGAGCUUUUUGGUCUCAUUGUGUCCCAGAUCAUCACUGAGCUCAAGGAUGGCAUACUUUGGAAAAAACCAGGUCCCCCGAUAGCUGACAUUCCGGCAGAUGUGGGAUGUUACCAAGAUGACAUCUUCGUUUGGGGUGAGAACCCGAGAUGGAUUUCGCAUAACAUCAAGCUCAUCGCGUCGGAGCUCUCCAAGAUUGGGCUCUCGCUGGCAUGUGAGAAAACUGCGGUGAUCUCCUCCAAGUACUACAAGGGUGUGCGAUAUUUGGACGUUGCCGGCAAACGUGUUGACUUUCUACCUGCUGGCAGCUCACUCAGGGUUCUUGGGCUCGACUUUGACCUUGAUGCUCCUGCGCAUCAACAGGCGAAAGAAAUCAUGGGGAGAGUCUGGUCUGCCUUCCAUAGCAAUAAGACCGUUCUCUGUGGUGUUGGUUCACGUCGAGAAAAAGCGUCAAUGGUGUGUAAGCUCAUUGACGGAUGUUGGAGUUGGUGUGCGGGAGCCCUACAUUGGGAAGCAGCGGAUCUCGUGGCGAUGAACUCCAUCCAGCUCCGCAUCUUCCGCUUGUGCUUCGGGUGUAAACGACUUGCUCGUGAAGACUGGGUGUCGUACAAUUCUCGUUCUCUCCGUGAAGUCCGUCUUUGGCUCCAGCAGAGUGGCAUUGAGCGAUGGAGUACUAAAAUCGUACGACUGCAGUUUCAGAUCAUGGGUGUUUUCGUGCCGCAAACAUCGAGAGAUCCUUCGCUUGCGCACUGGGUGUUCAAUGGCAACGUGCCUGUGCUAAUCGUGAUGGGUGGAAACAACUUUUGCCAAUAUCUGCUACAGUAUGUGAAGCUCCUUGCUGAGAAUGUGGUGGAAAUUGGGUGUGUGCAGCUUGGCUCCAGCGUGACUUUGCUGACAUGCUGGGUGUACGACUUCUACAUGUUCGCUGGGGACGUGUUCUACAUGGCAGACCGUCGGUUGUGCUUCCGCGUGUUCGACUUCUGCCUGCGCUUCAAGUUCGGCGACCUCACCUACGUGCAGCUCUACCACGACGACCAGCUCUUCUGUGGAUGCGGACGGUUAUGA
Molecule: messenger RNA, 1578 nt
Organism: Symbiodinium sp. CCMP2456
Lineage: Eukaryota; Dinophyceae; Suessiales; Symbiodiniaceae
Source: the annotation of a GenBank genome assembly